This is a messenger RNA of Arabidopsis thaliana (thale cress), 588 nucleotides long. RefSeq names its product proline-rich family protein. The transcript has a single exon. Bases 31 to 435 code for a protein of 134 amino acids. The record is from RefSeq and is marked reviewed. NCBI's taxonomy places the organism in Eukaryota, Viridiplantae, Streptophyta, Magnoliopsida, Brassicales, Brassicaceae.
AUCAUUGAACAAAGAACACAACUACUAAAAAUGGUGUCCCAAGGUAUUUCCUUAACUCUAGUUUUUCUCUUGGUAACACUAAUCACACUUGGUGAAGCCAAUAACAACCGUAAGCUCCUCUACACUUACAAUAACUACCAACCACAACAUUCUCCUCUUCCAUCUCCGGUAUAUUCUUCUCCGGCUGAUCUUCCUCCUCCUCCUACUCCGGUCUAUUCUCCUCCUCCAGCUGAUCUUCCUCCUCCUCCUACUCCGUACUAUUCUCCACCGGCUGAUCUUCCUCCUCCUACUCCGAUCUAUCCUCCUCCGGUUGCUUUUCCUCCUCCUCAAGCUUAUCAAGCCUACUAUUACAGGAAAUCUCCACCACCACCACCUUCUAAAUAUGGAAAAGUGUAUCCACCUCCUCCAGCCAAACCAUGGUGGUGGUUGUUGUGAAGCGUCAAAGACAUUAGUCCAUUAAUUAUGUGAUGUCUUUGAUGUCUCUUAAUUUCCCCGAGGUUUCUUUUAUAUAUUUCAGUUACGAUUUUUUUUUUUUUUCCUUCUCUUUUUUCUCUUUUGUAAUGUGAGUGAAGUUUGAAAAUCUUUGAU